AUGACACAACUCAAGCUCACAGACUUCAAAGUCCUGACCUUCGACGUCUACGGCACGCUCAUCGACUGGGAGACCGGCGUCCUCUCCGCCCUCGCCCCCUCCCUUCCUACCGACCACACCUUCUCCCGCCGCCACCUCCUCGAGGUAUAUCACAAACACGAAGCCGCCCAACAAGCACUCACCCCAUCCAUGCCGUACAACGAACUCCUCGCCACCAUCCACCCACUCAUCCUCUCCGACCUCUCCGUUCCUUCGCCCGCCGAUUCCUCCGCCGCCACAACCUUCGGCAACUCAAUUGGCACCUGGCCCGCCUUCUCCGACACCGUCGCCGCCCUCCACACCCUCUCGAAGCACUACAAACUCGUCAUUCUUUCCAACGUUGACCGGAACUCUUUCUCCAAAACCAACGCCGGACCUUUGUCAGGCAUCCCCUUCGACCUCAUCCUCACAGCCCAAGACAUCGGGUCCUACAAACCCUCCCCCGCCAACUUCACCUACAUGCUAUCCCAAGUAGCAGACAAAUUUAGCGUCAGCCGCGAAGGCGUGCUGCAGACCGCGCAAAGCCAGUUUCACGACCACUACCCCGCGAGGGAUGCGGGGAUCAGGAGUUGCUGGAUCGAGCGGCCGGGAGCUGUGAUGGGGAAUUUGGAGGAAGGAGUGGACGUUGUCGCGGAUUGGCGGUUUGGGACUUUGGGAGAGAUGGCGGAGGCUGUUGAGAGGGAAGUUGCAGAACGAUAG
Molecule: messenger RNA, 738 nt
Organism: Cyphellophora attinorum
Lineage: Eukaryota; Fungi; Ascomycota; Eurotiomycetes; Chaetothyriales; Cyphellophoraceae
Exons: 1
Coding region: 1-738 (245 amino acids)
Source: RefSeq, a predicted model, not a curated record